Messenger RNA from Nicotiana tabacum (common tobacco), 1137 nucleotides. Lineage: Eukaryota; Viridiplantae; Streptophyta; Magnoliopsida; Solanales; Solanaceae. The record is from RefSeq and is a predicted model, not a curated record.
AUGCCUUAUCAAAGGCAGCAGGGCUAUAAUCAGCAGCACCAACAACAGUUGGCCUACCAACCACCUAAUCAACAACAUGACAGCAACAUGGUAGAAAUCGAGAGCAUGCUGCAACCACUCAUUGGAACAAAUGGUAAGAUGCAAAACAAGUUAGCAACACAUGAUUCGGCAAUCAAAGGCAUUGAAACUCAACUGGGACAACUGUCUAUGGACUUUAAUAAUCGACCCCAAGGAACAUUACCUGCAGAUCCAAAUGUUAACCCAAAGGAGCAAAACCCAAAUCAGCUAAUGGCAGUGAGUCUCAGGAAUGGAAGAGAUUUUGACAGAGAGCAAGAAGUUGCUCAAACUACGCCAACUACUCCAGUUACAUUAGAGGCAGAUGGGUUAGCAGAGCUCACCGAGGUGAUUCAAUUGAACAUUCCACUGAUGGAUGCGUUGAGGGAAAUGCCAGGGUAUGCAAAAAUGAUGAAGGACCUGAUGUCGUCGAAAUUUGACUUCCAGGACCUAUCCACUAUAAUGCUGACACAGACCUGCAAUGCGGUAGUGACAAGACCUAUGGCCCAAAAGGUGUCUGAUCCAGCAAUCUAUACAAAACUGGGCAUUGGCAGAGCUAGACCGACCUCAAUGUUGCUGCAACUAGCUGAUCGCACAGUCAAAAGACCGAUAGGAAUUCUUGAUAAUGUGCUUGUGCAAGUGGGAAAAUUUGUAUUCCCUGCAGACUUUGUUAUUCUUGACUGUCAGGUAGAUGAAGAGAUACCCAUCAUUCUAGGAAGGCCAUUCUUAGCCACUGGAAGAGAAUUAAUUGAUUUGGAGGCCGUGGAUGUGAUACUGCAAGAAGAGGAUGGGACCCUUAAUGUCAAGGAUCCACUAGAAGCUUGCUUGAUGAAUUUGGAAGAGAUGGAGGGUGAAGGGUUGGAAGAGUGGGUCAUGGCUCUCGAAGGUCAAGGAUUCUGGAAAAGGGAACCUCAGUUCGAGCCCCUACGCUUAGAAGAGAGAGAAACAUCACCUGCAAAACCAUCAAUAGAAAAGCCACCACAGCUGGACUUGAAACCGCUUCCAGCCCACCUCAGGUACGCUUUCUUGGGGCCUAAUUCUACUUUGCCUGUUAUUAUAUCAUCUGGUUUGCUAGCUGUGUAG